Molecule: messenger RNA, 2595 nt
Organism: Xenopus laevis (African clawed frog)
Lineage: Eukaryota; Metazoa; Chordata; Amphibia; Anura; Pipidae
Product: vomeronasal type-2 receptor 26
Exons: 6
Coding region: 1-2595 (864 amino acids)
Source: RefSeq, a predicted model, not a curated record
AUGCUGAGAUCCACUGCUGCAUUAAAGUCCCUGAAAGUGCUGAUCUAUAUUUUAACCCUGUCUGAGCCUAGGAAACCUGCCUGUCACCUGCAGAUCAUUAAAGCAGUUGAGGAAUAUGAAUAUAUCCAGGAAGGAGACGUCAUGAUCGGAGGGGUGAUGACUGUAGAUUUGUCUAUGAAAAAGAUUAUUUUACUACCGGAAAAUUUCACCUUUGUACCCAAACUGUUAUGUGUUGAUUCCAGCCAACAGAAUAUAAAGUACUUGGUGGACUUGCGAUUUGCUGUGGAGCAAACUAACAAGGAUCCAGAGCGGUUGCCCAAUGUGACUCUGGGGUACCAUAUAUACGAUUCCUGUGGGAGUGCACUGAAGGCUGUGAGGAGUGUAUUACAGAUAUUAUCUGGUACCAGGGAGCCGGUUCCCAAUUACUCCUGUGUGGGAAAGAGACACAUUGCUGGAUUUAUUGGGGAUCUCACCUCAGAGACAACUGUACCCAUAGCCCAGAUACUGACUCUGUAUGGAUACCCCCAGAUCAGUUAUGGAGCUACAGACCCAUUGCUCAGUGACAGAUCCACCUUCCCAUACUUUUUCCGCACAGUACAGAGUAUUCAAAGUGAGUUUAAUGUUUUAGGGAAAUUACUGAGACAUUUUGCCUGGACCUGGGUUGGAGUAAUUACAUCUAAUGAUAUUAGUGGAGAGGAAGAACAUAAGCUCCUGGCCAAGUAUCUCUCAAGUGCUGGCAUCUGCAUUGAGUUCACUUUAAGACUACCAAAAGAAACCAGUAUAAUUCAUGAAUUCAGGGAAAUUAUCAGCAGUUCCUCUACCAACAUCAUUAUAAUUUGUGGAACUGUAAGAAUAUCAUUGUUUAGCUAUUUAUUACAAUUAAGUAAAUAUUAUAAUGAAAAAACAUUCAUCAUUACAUCAAAUUGGGCAGCCAAUGAAAUGAUUGCUGGUUUUAGUCCAGAAAUAUUUAAUUGCAGUCUGUUCCUUGUGCCAGGAUACCAUUAUGAUCUCAAUACUCCUGAAAUGAGCAACUUUUUACAGAAUCUCCAUCCUUCUAAGUACCCAGAAGACAAGUUACUUGAAGAUAUAUGGACAAUUUAUGUUCGUUGUUUGUCUAAAGACCCAAAUAAGAAUAAGUUUUAUGGAUAUAUUUACCGUCACAAGAUACCUCUCCAUAACUGCACUGGGCAGGAGCGUAUUACAGAUCUUUACAGUUUCAGAGGACAUUACAUCUCUCCCCGAGUGCAUCUGGCAGUUGAUAUGAUGUCUCGUGCUCUUCAUAAUAUGAACAUAAAGCCGGAAGAUAAAUCUCUAAGGAAUAGAGACUUUAAGUCUGAGUUGCACCAUUAUUUAAAGAAAGUUCAGCUUAAGUCCAAACAUGGUGAAAUCUUCUCAUUUGAUGAAAAUGGAGAGUUUACCACCAGAUUCCAGAUCUACAGUCACUUUGCUACUCUGGACCGUUGGUUCAAAAACAUUCUUGGUGAGUUCUCUCCAUGGGCACCACCAGAUCAGCAGCUAAAUAUAACCUCAAUGGCAAUUCCAUGGAAGACAACAGACGAUAAAAUCCCAAGAUCUCAAUGUUCAGACAAUUGUCUUCCAGGAUACAGGAAGAUGCCAAUUCCUCAAGCCCAAUCCUGUUGUUAUGAUUGUGUUGCAUGUUCCAUGGGAGAGAUCUCUAAUAUAACUGACAGUGUGAGCUGCACCCAAUGCCCAGACAUGGAAUGGCCUAAUGAGAUGAAGGAUAUAUGUAUACAAAGAGAGAAAGUGUUUUUAUCAUACAGUAAUGAUGUUAUUUCCAUAUUUUUUUCAGCCGUCUGUAUUCUCUUUUUUCUUAUAACUCAAAUGAUAUUACAAGUCUUUAUUAAAUACCGAGACACCCCCAUUGUGAGAGCCAACAACAGGAGCCUGAGCUUCCUCCUCCUUGUCUCCAUCAAGCUGAGCUUCCUCAGUGUGUUUCUGUUCCUCGGUCGCCCUGUGGAUAUAACCUGCAUGCUGCGCAUCAUCACUUUUGGAAUCACCUUCUCCAUAGCUGUCUCUUCUCUCCUGGCCAAGACUAUCAUGGUUUGUGUUGCUUUCAAAGCCACCAAGCCAGGGAGCUCAUGGAGAAAAUGGGUGGGAGUCAAACUGUCCAAUUCUGUAGUCUUGUUCUGCUCAUCCAUUCAAAUAAUAAUCUGCAUGACUUGGUUGGCCAUUUCUCCUCCCUUUCAGGAACUGGACCUUCACACUUACCCUGGAACCAUCAUCAUUCAGUGCAAUGAGGGCUCAGCUAUUGGCUUUUACUCAGUUAUUGGGUAUAUGGGGCUUCUGGCAGCUGUUAGUUUUGUUUUAGCAUUUUUAGCUCGGACAUUACCGGACAGUUUUAAUGAGGCCAAGUACAUCACUUUCAGCAUGUUGCUCUUCUGCAGUGUUUGGAUCACAAUGAUCCCGGCCUAUCUGAGCACCAAAGGCAAAAACACUGUGUGUGUGGAGAUAUUUGCUAUAGUGACUUCAAGUGCUGGACUUUUAGGCUGCAUAUUUCUGCCCAAAUGUUAUACAAUAUUACUUAAGCCAGAAAUGAAUAUGAAAACUAAUUUGCUUGGAAACAAAUAUAAAUAA